UCAGUCCUAGUCCACAGUGAGUGAAUGAGCUGAUAUGAGAGGAGGUAUUGCACAUUCAUUGGAGCAUUGGAUAGGCAUGACAGAGUGUGGUAAACAGCAAACUCUUGUUGGAUUGUAGAGCCAGCUUGUAAGGGGUUGAACUUGGACUCAGUCAGUGUAGUAUUGGAAGGGACUAGAGUCAAUAUAUCUGCUCACAGUGGAGUACAGGCAGUUGUUUGAAAGUUUUCCUGGGAUUAUUUCAUAAAGUCUACACUGUGGGCCAGUGUGGAUAUUUUUGCCACAGUGUAAACAUGGUGAAGUGUUUGAUGUUGGAAUUGGAAUUAAUUUAAUCAUUUAGCAAGCUGUUGUGAAGCCUUUAUUCGAUGUUGAUGUAUUAUUGUUAAAUAGAGAUUACAAUACACAGGCCGCAUGCAUUGUAAAUAAAAUGGAGCAAAAUUACGGAUGAAUGGAAAACAUUUAUGAAGUUGAUUUUUUGGGGUCGUAAAUGGACACUUGGUAUUAAAAUAAAUGAGAGAAGCAAUUGAAUGAGAAAUGUCAGAGUAAAAGAAAGGGAUUAAGCAUUGAAUUAGAUUAAGUACGAAGUUAAGUGGAUUAAUGUUGGUGCAUAUCUCGACUUGGGAUCUUUACUAAGUGUAGAUGUCCUUCAAGAUAGGGGCGGUAGGAUUUGAAGUUUUGAAAAUUUCUGGAUUUAGAUAGCGACUUGAAAUUGUCGGGGAUUACGAGAGAUAGCCAGCACUGAUUUUGCGAGUAGAGCUGGCCAUUUUAACGGCAGUAUCUUUACUUUAGGAUCUUUUAUUUUCUUAGAGUUCAUUGUUACCGUGAUGGCAAUGGAAUGAUGGAUUGAUGACAUAGAUAAACUAACUUUUCCUGCACUUAAGAUAAUGGUUUGUGUGUGUGUGUGCAAAAUAGACUUUAAUAGCCUUCAUUGUUGUGAUGGAUGACAUGUGGAAUACAUUGUGGAAUAUUAAAUGAACAAGUUUUGAAAUUUGCUGUUGUUUUUUUCACUGGAAAAGUUCUUAAGAAUAUGUCUUUAACAAAGAGCUCCAGACUAAAUUCUUUAUCAGUAUAAAUAUUUGGCAAUAUUUGGUAAAAACAGUUUUUUUAGAAGUAACAAAAGAAAACAGAAGUGCUCCUGUUGAAUUGUUAAUGAAAUGUUCAUAAAUAAAAUAAUGAACUUGUAACGUCUGUGAUGUAGAUUAUUUGAGAAAAAAGCUGGAUUAUGGUGUAAUAAUGAGGUGUGUACAGAACAAUUGGAUGUCUGGGAAAUACAAUCAAAGUGCAAACAUGGUUUGCAGACUUGGAGUAUGGAUAUUUGUGAUAGUUGCGUUAUUUGCCUCGAUAUUUGGAACGUUACACGGGGCAGAGGCUGUUAAUGCAGAGGAUGGAAACACAGAAGGUGAUUUCAACGGUUUCGAUGGGGGUGUGUUACGAAGAGGAAUUAAGUUCUUAAUCGAACCAGAGGAGAAAUAUUAUGUAGUAAAGAACAAACCUGCCACUAUUACAUGUAAAGCAUUAGGGGCAGUGCAUAUAUCUUUCAAGUGUGCUAACACAUGGAUUAAGCAACACAAAUUCACGACGACUAUGUCAGUGGAUCAAGUGACGCAAAAGAAAAUUAUUGAGACGAGUAUUACCGUAACUAAAGAGGAUGUUGAGGAAUAUUUCGGCUCGGACGGAUACUGGUGCCAAUGUUUCGCCUCCGAUCAGCCACCUGAGAUACAAGGAGGAAUUAUUGUCGAAAGUGAAAAGAGGGGACUCGUAGAGUUGGCAUACCUGAAACGCCAGUUUGACUGGCAGCCUUACAAGACCCGCGUGGAACUGAACCAACAGACAGUGUUACGAUGCCUGCCACCAGAAGGGAAACCACUCCCAGAGGUAUUCUGGCUCAAGGAUGGCAAUCAGAUAGACGUCCAGAACAACCACAACUUCAUCAUCAGCAGCGAGGGUAAUCUCAUCAUCACGUCGGCGCGCCUGGAGGACACUGGCAUCUACACCUGUGGCGCUCAAAACAUGGUCGCACGCCGUCUCAGCAAUCCUACGCCAUUUGUGGUUUAUGUGAAUGGAGGCUGGUCGACAUGGAGCCAGUGGACCAAGUGCUCAGCAGUGUGCGGUCGUGGCACCCAGCGCAGACAGCGCACAUGCACAAACCCCGCGCCCCAGGGUGACGGGGAUGAAUGCCCAGGCGAGGCAGUCCAGAAUGAAGCAUGCAACAUCAUCUGUCCAGUGGAUGGACUCUGGAACCAAUGGUCGUCAUGGUCAACGUGCAACACUGACUGCGUACACCACCGUCGCCGACAAUGCGAAGCACCUCCGCCAACAAAUGGGGGCAUGUAUUGCAACGGCAACGACCUGGAUACACAAAACUGCACCAAUGGAAUGUGUCGAGAUAUGUUUGGCAAUGUGAUUGUCAAGUCCAACCAAGGGGUUACCCCCUCUGUCAAUGGCAACCAAGGGGUUACCAAAACUCCCUUUGGCGAUCAAAUAGGCUCGAGUGACAAAAGGAAUGGGCAAGGGGGUCUGUCUGGUUUGGAACCGGCGCGGCAAGAACCAUCAAAUUCAGAGACUAACGAUAAUAUCACGAUGUACAUAGGGUUGUGUGUAGCCUUUGCAGUGUUCCUGAUCGUGAUUGUUGUCGUCAUUGUCAUCGUGCGGCGUCGGAGCAACCAGCAGCGCCGAAACCACGAUCAUGAUCUUCUGCCGAAUGGGGGGGUCCAUGCACAUCUACAUCCGCAUAAUGACAAAAAAAUGAAAAAUGAGACCCUUCUGUCUGCGUACCAGCCCGACCUCACACAGGUCACGGUGCCCCCGCCCCACCCCAUGAGUCACCCCAACAACAACCACAUGGAGCGGGUAAACUCAUUCAACAAACUCCCGCCAACGUACGCCGAGAUCAAAGAGCAUCGACUCAGUUCGCCCAUGGGCAAUGGAUUGCUGAUAGAGCCAUCCCCGAACAACAUGCUUACCCACAAUUCCUCCAUGGACCAGAUCGCCAAGAAAAACGAGCGAAACAACAUGGUGAUCGUAAAUCCGAUUGGGUCUGGUGGUUCCCCGCGCGGUAGCGAUCACGAGAACCUGCGGGACAGUCGGGACUCGAUGAUGUCAGUCGAGUUGCCGAGUACUAUCGAUACCGAUGCGGUGACUUGGAGCACAUUUGAUUAUCGCGGUGGGAGAUUGACACUUUCGGAAUCUGGAGUGACGCUUUUGAUACCAGAGGGCGCGAUUCCCCGCGGUAAAACGGAAGAAAUUUACAUGGCCGUGUGCAGAGAUGAUAAAGACAGACCCCGGUUAACAGAUAAGCAGACUAUACUGAGCCCCAUAGUGGUGUGUGGCCCCACAGGCAUGAUGCUGAACAAGCCAGUGGUGUUGUCACUGCAGCACUGCGCCAGCAUGCGUCAGGGGGGCUGGCAACUGUCCGUGUGCUCCAGUAACACGCCCCUUGAGAUGGCCCCUCAGUGGCAGUUGGCCGUGACCCUUGGUCAGGAGACGAUCAACACACAAAUCUACACACAGAUUGACGCGACGCACUGUCACUUGAUGACCGAACAGUUACAGCGUUAUACCCUUAUAGGCGAGCCCGUCUCUCAAGGGAGGGCGGUGAAAAUCCUACGUCUCGCUGCGUUUGCGCCUUCCCUACCUCCGUCGAUGGACUUCAGUAUACGAGUCUAUGUAGUGGAGGAUACGCCAGACGCAUUAGAAGGUGUGAUGCAGGUGGAGCGCAGGCUAGGCGGGCGACUGCUGGACCACCCGAAGCAGAUCCCGUUCCAAGAUGGCGGCCACAAUCUGUGCCUCACCAUCGAGGAUCUGAACAAUGGCUGGCGCAGCAAGCUGGCGGCUAACUACCAGGAGAUUCCAUUCCGGCACAUCUGGAGCGGGAACCAGAACAACCUGCACUGCUCGUUUAGCCUGGAGAUGGUGGAGUGUGUGCAGGAGGCGAUACGCUGCAAGAUACAGGUCUACCAGAAGGCCAUACUCAGUAACAGACAAGUGCUCAAAAUCAACACCAACUUCAAAGAGCCCCCAAUAUGCUCGAGUCCCCUAGGUAACACGUUGAAGGGUCGAGCCUCAACCGUUACCUCGGCGACUAACUCGAGUUCCGGUGUGAGUUCCGUGGUUGCAGUGGACAGCUCUCAGCCCUCCCGACUGCCCUCUCAUAUACGCCAACAGGUCUGCGCGCUUCUUGACACGCCGUGCGCACGUGGCAACGACUGGAGAAUGCUGGCACAGGCUCUCACUGUUGAUAGGUACAUCAACUACUUUGCCACAAAGCCCAGCCCCACGGAGCACAUCCUUGACCUCUGGGAGGCGAUACAUCGUGAGGACACUGCCGUCACCGACCUCAUGAACAUCCUCCGCUUCAUGGGACGCAUGGACGCAGCAGCUGUUCUUGAGAAAGACAUCGGCUCCUGGCUUUGAAGGUUCCAGCUUUGAGACUGUGUAUAUGCCAUGUUGCACUUCAGCGAAGUUGUUUUUGGCUGGUUGUUACGCUUCUAGUGACCUGUCAGUCACUUUAAUCUGCGACAUCUUUCGUCUCGUGCAUAUGACCUCGGCAAGGGAAUCAGUCCAGUUUAUCUCAUCUCCCAGUGAUUUCUGGAUAAAAUGUAAACUCUAAGGAUCAUUGGAUUGGAUUAGAAUACCCCGCAAAAGAACAAUAUGACAUCGUGUCCUUUCAAAGAACAAUUGGACACCAUAGAGGAAUAUGGACGAUGGUCAUAGUCUGUCUAUAGAAUAUGGAAUAUGGUAUCCUCAAGGAGAUUGUGGGAUAUCACUUGUUCGUAAAGUCCACUUCCAGGCCUCAGAUGCCCGUACAUAAAGUAUCCCGUCGAAAUAUGCAGUGAGUUUGUGACAUCUAUUCCGCUUAGCUUUAGUGGCUACAGGGAACGGUUUACAUUAUCUGUGAGUGAAGAACUUUAUUCUGUGAGGAAUAGUUAACAUUAUCUUAGAAUAAAGAGCUUUAUUCAGUGAGGAACAAUUCACAUUAUCUGAGAAUGAAGAGCUUUAUACUGUGAGGAACAAUUCACAUUAUCUGAGAAUGAAGAACUUUGUCCAACGCAGGAAAAGGGUGAAUGUGUGUCAGAAAUUGAGACUGACUUACCAGACUUAUUCUGUGAUGGCCGCAAUAUUACAUCACUUCCUGCGCAAGGAGUCAAGUGCAAGUGCAUUGGUGACAGGCCUUGUUGCCGUGGAAACUGAAAUAGAAGGGCUGGUCAAUAGACAAGAGGUAAAGUGUGAUUCUGAUAAGGAAAUCUUACUGAAUGGUUGAAAGUGGAGAAAAUUUCUUCAGGCUGGAAUUAUCAGCUAGAAUGUUGAAGUGGGAAAAUAAAGAUCGAAAAAUGGGUCAGAACGCUGAGUGAAAUGUUUUAUUAAAGAGAAACUACCUGUAUGUCUUUGAUAGCUGGAGCUACAUGCUAUUAAGAACAGAGUGACGAACUGUAAAAGGGAUAUAGAUCUGACAUUGCUGUUAGGCAUUUCGUACAGAAUGAGAAAUUUAGAAAUUAUGCUUCGGCAUUGGGCAAGCAAUGCGAGCAGACAUUCUUUGACUGUGAUCUGAUAUAUAUUGUGUAAAAGGUGUACAAAACAAUAUUGACUAAGUUCUUUCCGAGGGGAUGUCAUAUGAUGAUGUCAUAAAAUGAUAUCACUAUUGCAAGAAUUAUGAUUAUGAUUAACAACAAUUAUUGAUGCCAUUGUAAUUGUGUUUUGUGCUAGUUCUAAUUUUGCCUGCUAUUAGAUAGAAAGAAAUAUUACAAAGAAAGGAGAAAUAUUCUAUAGCAAGAAUAUAUGCAUACCCAGAAUGGUAUUGGCUUUACCCGUGAUUUGAUGUCCAAGCACUGCUAUCAUAAUUUUAUUAUUUGUUCAUAAAGCUUAAAUUUGGACAGACAUUGUUAUACUUUUUCUCAUUGAAUAUCAAGCCCAGUGUAAUCUGAAACAAUAAAAAACAAAACAACCUAAUACUCAAUUCUUCGUUUACGAUGGGGAAAAAAUAGUAUUAUAGUGAAGUUAAAUUUUAUUUUCUAAGUUUAAAAAAGCAUCACACAUGAGAAAUUAUGCCUUCAUGGUUCUGUCAUUAGAUUUGGCAGCUGGAUUUUGCUACAAAUGUAUUCAUAUAAAGAGAGAAGGGUGACAUUGUUGCAUCUUCUAAAGCAAAAGGAUUGUUUCACAUGCAAUCCAUAAUGUCCAAUAAUCAUUAUGAAAGAGAGCAAAAUCUUCAUCUGUCUCAGGUAUUGUAAUGAUGCAAGCAGGAGGGAAUAUUAUCCACAAAUAUUCAGUUGCUAUGCAAAGAAAUUACUCUGAUAAUUGACGUGUAAUAUAAAAUACGCAAAAUUAAUUUUUGUUCAUGCUUCUGAUGCUUUUUGUAUGUGCUGUGCUAAUUUUUCAAUAAAUUUUGUUCAUAAAUAUUUACUAUCGUUUAAGUAAGAAAUGUGUGCCCUGUUAUAUUAGAUGGAACAUUUUAUGCAAGUCUAAAAAUGUGAGUUUAAAUAACAAUGUCAGACAAUGUGUUCAGCAACAUUAAGAAAACUGCUUUUGCCUAUUGCUUUAAAUACAUGUUUUGUUAAUGAUGUAUUUAAUGAUAGAUUGUUUAUUUAAUUGUUGACUGUAAAUAUGUAUACAUUGCAAACUCUUAUCUGUCCUGUUCUGUCUUGAAUAUAGUUAAAAUAUUUUUACUGUCUAAGGGAGGUAACACAGAUUAUGUUAUAUACAAAAAGAGCAGUUGUUUCCCUUCAAUUAUUGCCAGUUGCUAUUAAAGACAUUCAAAUUUUAGUUGUGGAAUGUUCUAGUCAAUACUGUAGGAUGCAGUGCUGUAAUGUUGGUUGUUCAUCUGCCUACUGUAAUUAUAUUAUGAAAGAUAUACAAAUUAGUUGCUAAAUAACAGAAAAUUCACAAAUAAAUAAUAUUAUUAGUUACCCCCAUGUUUGACCCCACUUUUUUCAAUUAUAUUUUAUUCUUCUCUCUUUAUCCCACUUAAUUUAGUGUCCGUAAAAGUUAAAUUAAUGUCAUCCACAAAUAAAAAACUCUUUAACGAUUUUCUAAGUUAUUGAAACAAAACAUAAAUGCUGAAUAUUGCAAUAUUGCUAAUAGUUAUGUUUGAUAAAGUUAGUUAGUUUCUUUUACUGAUAAAGGCCUACUACAACUAUCACCACAUGUAUUCAGGGGAGAAAAAAAUCAAGAAGAUAUUGUUAUCUAUGCAUAUUUGAAUCUGAGUUUAUGUAUCCAGAUGUUUUGGAGACCAAAGAUGUGCCCGUUUUCCAAAUAUAUUUUUUUCGUUAGUUGUUCUUUCAAGCAUAAAUGGCUCUGUUCAGUUGAUAUUUUAUAUUAUAGGGCUAGCAUUUAAGUGUUAAAUGCAUCCCUGUUAACUGUUUAGUUAAAAUGUUUUGAUUUAAAUUAUCAUCUUUCUUGCUGGUUUCUGGCCAUGAUUGAUGUAUCUUGUAUCUCACAAUGAACAAACAGAUGUAAUGCAUAUAACUUUUAUAUUUAAAUAUUGAGUUUUUGUUCAUAAUAUUGUGUAUUAUUGACAUUUUAUUAUUAACUUAUGUUUUGUAAAUAAUGCCAAACUACAAAAUAAAUGCAAAAUCAAGCAAUAA
Dreissena polymorpha is the source of this 7574-nucleotide messenger RNA. RefSeq names its product netrin receptor UNC5C-like. The transcript is spliced from 17 exons. Gene Ontology annotation, molecular function: protein binding; netrin receptor activity. The record is from RefSeq and is a predicted model, not a curated record. Gene Ontology annotation, cellular component: membrane. The coding region runs from base 1231 to 4410 and encodes 1059 amino acids. NCBI's taxonomy places the organism in Eukaryota, Metazoa, Mollusca, Bivalvia, Myida, Dreissenidae. Gene Ontology annotation, biological process: netrin-activated signaling pathway; motor neuron axon guidance.